Messenger RNA from Ustilago hordei, 3069 nucleotides. RefSeq lists its product as uncharacterized. Gene Ontology annotation, biological process: tRNA 5'-leader removal. Bases 1 to 3069 code for a protein of 1022 amino acids. The record is from RefSeq and is a predicted model, not a curated record. Gene Ontology annotation, cellular component: ribonuclease MRP complex; nucleolar ribonuclease P complex. The transcript has a single exon. Lineage: Eukaryota; Fungi; Basidiomycota; Ustilaginomycetes; Ustilaginales; Ustilaginaceae.
AUGCCGGCUCAGAAGCGGACAGCGCCUUCCACGGCCUCGUCUUCCAAGACCACAUCAGCUGCAGAUCGGGUCGCAAGUCAGGGCCCUAACUGGAAGAAGCGCAAGCAAGAGCGCGCUCACACAGCUCGCUUCAUCGAGACUCAGACCGUUGGAGCGUCUUCAGCAAGCAGCUCACGCACUGCCUCUAAGUCUUCCACACCAGUACCGGGGCAAUCUGCGAACGGGCCCGCAGGACAACCGACAAGCAUCGAGCUGGAGUCGCUUUUAUCAUCUCGCGCCUUCCAGAUCCAGAGCUUCAUUCGGUCCAUCAAGUCAGCCAAGUCAGCAACCACAACCAGAGCAUGGCAGCUUCUUCCUCGACAUGCGCGCAGACGAGCUGCCUCUCACAACCUUCUCCGCUUGCCAUCUCGACUCCGUUCCAAGGCACUAGCAGAGCUUCGCAGCAGUACAACACAGGCACGAUCCCGAUCCGAUAUCAGAAAGCGUCUUCCGAGCCAUGGCGUCAUCCGAGCAACACUCAGGCGAAAGAAGCUGGCCGAGCGUGCUUCUCAUCCGCAACGGCGUUGGCUCGAGACACAUCUUUGGCAUGCGAAGAGGUUCAGAAUGACAACGGAGAAAGGCAAGGCGAAAGAGAGGGAUCAAGGUACAGAGUACGGGAGAUGGGGCUUCGUGUUGCCGGAGACGACCAUGAUGAAAAGUCAUAAGGCAAGUUGGAGAAGUGCAAAAGAGUUCGUGACUGUUCAUGAUGCAAGCUAUACCACAGUCUUUCGAGUAGGCCUUAGAGUGUCGGCCUACGAAUCGUCGUCAAAUCAACAGGUCGAAGAGAUUUUGCGACAGCGCCUACUGGAGCACCUCAUCAAGGCUGGCAUCGCGAAUCGCUCGGACUUCACUGGUUCAAAUCGGGUUCGUGACACGGUCUUGACGCAGACGAAAGUAGAUCCACAAAGUAGCAUCAUCAACGGCUCUCACCCACCGAUUUCCAUCGCAGACGCCGCUCUUGCACCCAUUCGCGUCGUGCUUCUUUCCGGCGUUCGACGCUUCAAACGCCCAACAGUAGACCAACAAGCCUACACAUAUGACUGCAAGGAGGCCUUAGUAUUCGCACAUCCAGCAGCGGAUCUUCACAUGCGACGCGCCAUCAAGUCAGCCGGCUUCGUGAUGACAGAUGAGCACAAGAACGCUCUCUUCGAGCUCGAAGCACCAUCUGUAAAUGUCUUCGAAGCGUACGCAAUUCAGCUUGACUCCACGCCAGAUCCGUGGCUUGCAGCAGGAGGCAAGGACAGCUCUCUGUCCAAAUACGAAAAAAGACACCGGCGUCAGGCGUUUCGAACUGGCAGCGCGAAGGGUGGAAAGGGCGAUGCGACGGUCACGUCGAUGGAUACGGAGUCAAAUGCUGUGAUGCUGGACGACAAGGCUGUAUUGAAGCGGAAGCAAGGCUACAACAUCUUCGAGCUUAUUGGUCCUAGAGCUGCUCCUCUGUUGCAGAGCGUGCUCAAGAUGCACGGCACCAGCAGCGAGAAAGACGAUGGGUACAAGUUGCGGCAGCUCCUCAGCAAUCAAGGCAAAGAUGGUGUUCUUAUGGUCGAAGCGCGAGUCAACGACCCGCGGCUCUCGUAUCCGCCAAAGAUCAGACCGCUCUCUACAGCACAGGACAGCAAAGCCGACGCACCAGAUAUCCCCACAUCACAAUCAGUACCUCGCGACGAGCUAUUCUGGGCCGGGGCCAAACCUCCGCGCUUCAGCAAAGGCGAGAUCGACUCUCGGCGAGCGCUGAACCCCAUCCCAGGAGCACGUUUGACCCCAGACUCACGCGACGAUAUCAUCCCCGUCGUCGUCCUCCGUGACAUACUAGUCCAGAAACCACAGAUGGACCGCUACACCUUGAUUGUCCCGCGCGGAUGGGGCACAGCCUUCUUCCUCUCCCUUGUCGCCACGCAUCAGUCCGGCGCCAGCAGUGGAGCACGUGUCCUUGGUCAGCACCAGCUCAAGCAUCAGAAGCUCGAGCUCGCAGCUCUGUCUUCCUCUAGCGGCACACAAAAGAUCGGAGUUGAAGCAGGCAUGCUCAGCUACCCUCACAAUUGGCCUGGAACACAGGCCUAUGCAGUGAGCGAGAAGCAGGCCGCUACAGCGAGGCAGGAGGAGUGGAGUAGAAGACCGAAGGGGAAGAGGACAGAGUACCUUUUCGCUUCGCACAAGGAUUGGUGUGCGUUUGUGCAAAGCAGGUCGGAAGAAGAGGUGGGGUCGAAGCUGCAAAGGGAUCGAACGGGAGUGGCUAGGCCGUACCCUUUUGGAGGGUCUCAUUAUUGGAAAUGGAUCGUUGCGAAUUCAGAACGACUUUACGGUGACGCAGGGAAUAGAGGCAGCGAGCCAUGGCUGGUAGCAAAUGCAGACGCAACGAUGUCGCGCAUUCCAGCAGCAGACUUUGCCCUCUCGGCCUCACACCUAGCAGCAGCCAUGGUAGCAGUCAAGCUACACGCAGUACGAAAAGGCACCGUCAUGCCACUCAGCAGCCUCAUGCUCCCCCUAACCACCUUUGAAGACCAUCUCAGUUGGAUCCACCAUCUCGACUCGACCUACCAUCCUGCACUUGUCGCCAACCGCACAGCCACCGGAUCAAGCAAGAUGGACAAACAGCAUCUCAAAUCACUCAUCGAUCGACGCUGUGAGAUCAUGCAACUGGGUCGCAGCGCUCCUCCUUCCAACUCUGCGGCCAAGCAACGAAAACCCCUGACCCACGGUGUUAACGUUUGGAGCGAGUACGCAGCGCGUGCUUUUGACCCAGAGGAGAUGCACGAUCGUAGUGCAGACUGGAACAAUGCUGUCGGGACUGUGCUAGAUGGUGAUUAUUCGUUGGGGAACGGAAGCGGAUUUGGGAUCGGUGCGGUCACGCUGCGUGCCUGGUUGGAAGUAGUGGAGAGGCAGAAGAGGUUGAAUGCGAUGCAAGAGGAGGAUAAGGGUAGGAGGAGGCGGAGGAAUCCAAUUCAGACGACGAAUUUGUUGCUGAUGCGCGAGCCGGGUACAGACGUCGUUCGUGCUGUUAGCGCUAGUGAUGUUAUGUCCCUUUUGUAG